AUGACUCCGGAACGAAAAUUCGCCAUUCCAAAGGGCUCAACGGUCCUGGUGACGGGUGCGAACGGCUUCAUCGGCUCCCACGUCUGCAAUGAACUGCUGCAGCUAGGGUUCAACGUCCGCGGAACUGUUCGCGACGUUUCGAAAUGCGCCUGGCUGCCAGAGGCGCUAAAGCGACAGAGACAAAAGGGCGACUUCAUGUUGGUUUCAUUGCCGGACAUGGAGAAGGAGUGCGCUUUUGACGCUGCGAUUGAAGGCGUCUCCGCUGUGAUCCAUGCCGCUUCUCCGGUGUCUUUCAGCCCAAACCCCGAGAGCGUCAUUCCUCGCAGUAUCACUGUGGCUCUGAAUGCUCUCAAGGCUGCCAACAAAGCGGCGAGUGUGAAGCGGUUCAUCUUCACCAGCUCUUCCGUUGCUGCAGCCCUCCCUCAGCCUGAGAAGAAGGGAAUUGAGGUGAAUUCCGACUGUUGGAACACUGAGUCGGUGGAAAUAGCAUGGAGGGAGGCUCCGUGCCACCCCCAGCGAGCGUGGCAUAUAUAUGCCGCAAGUAAGGUGGAAGCUGAGAUGGCAGUGUGGAAGUUUUAUCACGAGAAUAUUCGGCGUCGUUAUGACUUGAUAGUCAGCAGCGAGUAUUUUGUCGACGUGGAAGACAACGCUCGGCUUCACGUGGCUGCUGCAGUGCUCCCCAACGUUCGCAGUGAGAGAAUCUUUGCUUGGGCUGAACCCUUCAACUUUGAUACCGUGCUUGAUAUUUUACGCACGCACUUCCCGGAGAAGAAUUUCGUGGAUAACUUCCACCAUUACCGUGAGCUUUCCGUUGUUUCGCAACCCCAAUCGCGGGCGGUUGAGCUGUUGAGGCAACUCGGAAGAGACGGCUUUGUUCCUUUGAAGCAGAGCGUUCUUCUCAACGUUGAAGAUCUAUCAUGA
Messenger RNA from Colletotrichum fioriniae, 921 nucleotides. The record is from RefSeq and is a predicted model, not a curated record. NCBI's taxonomy places the organism in Eukaryota, Fungi, Ascomycota, Sordariomycetes, Glomerellales, Glomerellaceae.